Molecule: messenger RNA, 584 nt
Organism: Caenorhabditis elegans
Lineage: Eukaryota; Metazoa; Nematoda; Chromadorea; Rhabditida; Rhabditidae
Gene: Y110A2AL.1
Product: Smr domain-containing protein
Exons: 3
Coding region: 6-434 (142 amino acids)
Source: RefSeq, marked reviewed
AAAAAAUGAACACAGAAAAAUCAGAAAAAUGCAUCAACGUGGCGCCAAGCGGCAUCCGGAGGAUGAAGAAAAUUCACCAAAUGGAAAUCGCGCAGCUUUUCGAGUACCGUAGGAAUUGCCUGGGAGAGAAGCGAACAGCUGUGGAAAAUGUCAUCAAUGCAAAAGUGGUCGCUUGGAACCUGGCAGUGGUCCGUAGGCGACACUACUUCGACCUGCACGGAAUGACGCCGCAAGGAGCCGUCGACUUUGUGGCUCAGAUCGUUGAAGGGAGGAGGCCAGGCUAUAUAAAACUCGAAACUGGACGCGGCAACCAUUCCAAGGACAACAUUCCGGCGAUUCAAAACCGGCUGCUUCAGGAUUUUGGCAAUCUUUCCGGAUUUCAAAUCGCCAUCGACCCGAGCAAUUUAGGAGUUCUAAUUCUCAGUUUUCAGUGAUUUGUUCUGUACUAUUUUCGUGUAUUUCGGUGUAAUUUCAUUUUUGUCAUAUUCUUGCAGUUCAUAUUUUGUCAUUAUUGUUUAUUGUACUAUUAUUAUAAUAUUAUUUAUUAAUAUGGUGUACAUAAUAAACUUGAUACAAAUUUCAAA